GCCCGGGAAGAGCCCGAGGCACGGGGGCUGCAGCCCAGGCGACGCGGCGGGCAGAUCCGCCCCUCUCCUCCCUGUCCUCACCCGGCCUCCAGCCGGCGCGGCUCCCCGGUCGGGGCGGCAGCGACGGGGACACAUCCCCGGACAGAGGCAGCCGAGGGGCCGGCUCCCGGCCUCCCCCUCCACCCGCCUCCCCUCAGCCGCGCGGGGGGCCGCAGCCCUGCCCCGCGGCCCAUCGGCCACCUCGUCCCCAUCGGGCCUUUACCGGCUGCUCCGCGAGACGGCGACCCGCGCGCUCUGACAGGCGGGCGGACACCCCGCUCUCCGCCACAGAGCCGCCUCCUUCCUCUCCCCCUCCCCGGGCCCUCCCCACAGGCGGUGGCCCCGGGCCGGGCCACCCUCCUCUCGCGAGAGACCGCGGCCCCGCCUCGCCGGCCUCGGGCCUGGGCCGCAGGCGGCGCCCGCUCACCCGCAGCCGCCCGAGGAGCCGCGCACGGGCCCGCUCAGCAGCGGCGCAAUCCGCCGCCAGCCCGAGCAUUCUUCAGUGUGAUUUGGAUGAGCUGCCCUGAAGGACCUCCCCAGCGAUCCCAUCCAUAGGGCUGGACAAGAUGCCAACACAGGAAAAUGGCCAAAAAGAAGAUUCUGUCAUCCAGAAUGACCUCCAUGAGUCAUUUGAAGAAGAAGUGAGAGCAUUCCUCAGUGAUGAAGAGAAAUUACAUCUUUUUGAUGACCUCACGAAAGUGAAUCCAGUGACAACUGCCACAGUUCUGAAAUGUCUUCAAGCAAGAUAUACAGUAAACUUGUUUUAUACAAAUGCUGGCUGCAGCCUGGUGGCUUUAAAUCCAUUUCAGCCUAUAUCCUGCCUCUAUUCACCUGAGCUUAUGAGAGAGUACCAUGAUGCACUUCGUCCUCAGGAUUUAAAACCUCACAUCUUUGCAGUGGCUGAGCAAACCUACAGAAAUGUCCAAAGCCAGCUAGACCCUGUGAACCAGUCUAUAAUUGUGAGUGGAGAAAGUGGUGCUGGGAAGACCUGGACAUCUCGCUGCCUUAUGAGAUUCUAUGCUUCUGUUGCUGCUUCUGUUGUCUCCCCAAAAGACAACGAAACUGUGGAAAGGAUAGAGAAGAGGGUGUUGGAUUCCAACCCUGUCAUGGAAGCAUUUGGAAAUGCCUGUACCCUGCGCAAUAACAACAGCAGCCGGUUUGGAAAAUACAUCCAGCUUCAGUUAGACAGAUUCCACCAUCUGACUAGUGCUUCCAUUCAGACUUUCCUUUUGGAGAAGACCAGAGUUGCCUAUCAGGCCCCCAAUGAAAGAAACUUUCAUAUUUUUUAUCAGAUCACAAAAGGUGCUACUGCAGAGGAGAGGCUGUCAUGGAACCUUCCAGAAGGAGCUGACUACCGCUGGCUGCCAAAUUCUGAAAGAAACUUAGAUGAGGACUGCUUCGAGGUGACCAGAGAUGCAAUGUUUCACUUGGGCAUUGACCGCUCCACGCAGAACAAUAUUUUCAAGGUAUUGUCAGGCCUUCUCCAUCUUGGGAAUGUUCAAUUCUCUAAUCCAGUGGAUGAAUCUCAACCUUGUGACCUAGAAGACAAAAGCAAAGAAUGUUUGAAGACCACUGGGGAUUUGCUGAAGAUACCUGUCGAGGAACUACUGGAAUCAUUAAGAAUUCGAACAAUAACUGCUGGAAAACAACAGCAAGUGUUCAAGAAGCCCUGCUCCAGGGCGGAAUGUGAGACCAGGAGGGACUGCCUGGCCAAAGUCAUCUAUGCAAAAUUGUUUGAAUGGCUUGUUUUGGUCAUCAAUGAAAGCAUCUAUGCAGAUCCAUCAGUGUGGACCAGCUUCAUAGGUUUGUUGGAUGUUUAUGGUUUUGAAGCCUUCCCUGAAAACAACUUGGAACAGCUUUGUAUUAACUAUGCCAACGAGAAACUGCAGCAGCACUUUGUAGCACACUAUCUGAAGGCACAACAGGAAGAAUAUGCAGCUGAAGGCCUACAGUGGUCUUUCAUAAACUACCAGGAUAACCAGAACUGCCUUGAUCUAAUAGAGGGCAAUCCUCUCAGCAUUUUUUCUUUGCUGAACGAGGAGUGUCGUCUGAAUAGAUCCUCUAACACUGACCUCUUUCAAACUCGGAUCGAGAAAGCUCUGGCUAAUAAUCCAUGUUUAAGUCGAAACAAGUUCAGUAAGAAGCCUAACUUUAUUAUUUCACAUUAUGCUGGCAAGGUCUGCUAUCAGCUGGCAGAAAUGGUGGAGAAAAAUAAGGACCCCAUUCCACCAGAGCUGGUCCAUGUUUUGCAGGAUUCUAAGGACCCUUUGCUUCAAAAAUUAUUUCCUGUGACAGAAAGAAACCAAAAUAACAUCAAACCCCAGAAGAGAGCAGCUGUUGUUACAGUGGUGUCAAAGUUCAAGGGUUCACUUGAACAUCUGAUGCAGAUUUUGAAUAGUACCACACCUCAUUACAUCCGCUGCAUCAAGCCUAAUCCUGACUGCAAGGCAAUGACUUUUAAAAGAGAAGAGGUUCUGAGUCAGCUUCAGGCGUGUGGGAUAGUGGAAGCCAUCGCCAUCAGCGCCGCGGGCUUCCCUAUUAGGAUCCCUUUCCAAAGCUUCACUGAGCGCUAUGAAAUUCUGAGAAAGCCACGUGGGUCCAAUAAAAAGAGAGUGUGUGAUAAAAGCAACUGUCAUGGUGCUGAGAACACAGGCGAGACUGCAGCGGUGGAUCAUGACAGAGCAUCACAUUCUGUCGUUUUUGAGAUCCUUCAGAAUGUUGUCACGGGACAAACUACAGCUGAGCAAGCAGGGAACAGAGCAGAAAACAGCCCCGUGUACUGUGGCAAAACCAAAGUCUUUAUGGUCAAUUCUGCGCUAGAGCAGCUUGAAGCCAGAAGGACAGAGGUGCUAAAUGAGAAAGCAUUUUGCAUUCAGUGUUGCUGGAGAAGAUUUAAACAGAAGAAACUAGAGAGGGAGAGGUGGUCCGCAACUGUCAUCCAAGCAGCCGUCCGUUCCUGGCUGGCCAGGAGCCGCUUCCGAAGGAUGCGCAGGGCUGCAAAUGUCAUCGGGCACGGCUGGAGGAAAUGGAAAGCAAAAAUGGCUGCGUUAGCAGCAGCAGAAUUGGAUGAGGGUGAAGAAAAGGAGCAAUUCUCAGUUCCUGGAGUGAUCUCAGCCAAACCAGCUUGUUCUUUGGAAGGAACCUGGCCGCUCCAUGCAAUGAUUCAGUUCUGGCCCCUGGGUCUCGUACUGGCUGCUGCACCCACUACUGUAACAGGACUUCGGAGAGACCUGUCCCUGCUGGCGUGCCUCAGGGUGCUCCAGCACAGCAGUGGCUGCAGGGUGGAGAGCUGCUUUGUUGGCUGUGGCAUCACCUCCAUCAGAGCCCUCCCCCAGGGCUCCAUCAGGUUCCACUGUCAGAAGUCUCCUCUGCAUUACGCCAACGUCAGCCCCCACACGGAUUCCUGUUCCAUCAAGGGACUUAACCAGAUUUUAUUGGACAGAAAAAACCUCCUUCCCACUUAGGUUUUGGCCAUCUGCACAUACUGUACUUUUUCCUUCAGGGAAGGACUGUCUGCAAGUUGCUGCUUUCAAGUUACUCAACGUCCAUCUCUGCUGCUACCUCCCGAGCUUUCUAUAGCGAUGCAUUCUAUGUAUACUAUCAUAUAAUCCAAAUUCAGACUGUAUGGGGGACCAUUCCUCCUCACACACACAUUAGAGGAAAUAUCAGUACCAUGAGAACACUCAAUUCAAAUAGAUCAAGUGCUUUAAGCAAUAUGGACUCAACACUUCUGGCACUAGCUGCGAGAAGCAGGAAGCGGCUGGUAAUGAGAGAGAAAUCAGGAUCCUCACUGGGAGGUACAACUACAGCUGCUCUGACAGACCAGGAGUGGUCAGCAACACCGUGACACUUCUGACACUGACUCAGGAAGUGAGGAGCAGUCAGCUCUAACACUAAUGGCAGAUGCCAUGGGCAGAAGUGAGACUGGACUCUUGCUCUUUACCUACAGGACCAAACCAUAUGCACUCUCACAACAGCUGUGCAUUCCUGGCACUGCCCAUACCAAGGGCCCAAAUCUCUCCUCAGAGGCACUCUGUACUGUCUCCUUGCUCACAUGGGUCCUCAGUUUGUCUGUGUGCCACUUUUAAAUAAACCAUGAAAUACCCUGUAAAAGUGUCUGACCAUCUGCAACCAAGUUUAGCUA
Messenger RNA from Colius striatus (speckled mousebird), 4183 nucleotides. It is a transcript of the gene MYO19, whose product is annotated as myosin XIX. Gene Ontology annotation, cellular component: vesicle; myosin complex; actin cytoskeleton. Gene Ontology annotation, molecular function: ATP binding; microfilament motor activity; actin filament binding. The record is from RefSeq and is a predicted model, not a curated record. The coding region runs from base 606 to 3503 and encodes 965 amino acids. Gene Ontology annotation, biological process: vesicle transport along actin filament; actin filament organization. The transcript has 25 exons. Lineage: Eukaryota; Metazoa; Chordata; Aves; Coliiformes; Coliidae.